AUGAUUCUAUUAUUUCUUCAUUUUUCUAGAAAUUAUUUUCUAUCUCUUUUCCUUCUUUCUUUUUCCUUAGUGCUCAUUCUUUCUUAUUCUCCAUGGCAGUUCUUUUUUUUUUUUUUUCAUUUAUCUAAGAUAAUUAAUUUCUUUCCUUUCUUUCUGUUUCUUUCCCUUUCUAGUUCUUUCUUUCAUUACAUUUCUUUCUUUUUGUUUGUUUCUCUUUCAUUCUCUUUCUUUUUUUAUGUAUCUUUCUUUCUGUUUGUGUCACUUUUCGUUCCUUUCUUUUUAAAAAUUUUCUUUUUCUAUGUAUUUUUUUUUGUUGUUUUUUUUUUUCUUUUUUUUUUUUGUUUUUUUUUUUUUCUUUCUGUUUGUUUCUCUUUCUUUCUCUUUUUGUUUGUUUCUCUUUCUUUCUCUUUUUGUUUGUUUCUCUUUCUUUCUCUUUUUGUUUGUUUCUCUUUCUUUCUCUUUUUGUUUGUUUCUCUUUCUUUCUCUUUUUGUUUGUUUCUCUUUCUUUCUCUUUUUGUUUGUUUCUCUUUUUUUCUUUUUUUUUUUGUUUGUUUCUCUUUCUUUUUCUUUUUGUUUGUUUUUUUUUUUCUCUUUUUUUUUUCUUUUCUUUGUUUUCUUUUUUUUGUUUGUUUCUUUCUCUUUUUUUUUUUUUGUUUUUUUAAUUUUUGUUUUUUCUUUCUUUUCUUUUUUUUCAUUUUCUCUUUUUUUCUCUUUUUGUUUUGUUUUUCUUUCUUCUUCUUUUUUUUUUUUUUGUUUCUCUUUUUCUUUUCCUUUUUUGUUUGUUUCUCUUUUUUUCUGAUCUUUUAUUUUCUUCUCUUCUUUCUUUUUUUUUCUUUUUUUCUUUCUUUUUCUUUUUAUUUGUUUCUCUUUCUUUCUCUUCAAGGAAAUUUUUUUUUUCUUUCUUUCUUUCUUUGUUUUUUUUUAAUUUUUUCUUUUUUUUUUUCAAAAACUUUCUUUCUUUCUUUUUUUUUUUCUUUUUUCAAUUUUCUUUUUGUUUCUUUGGAUUUCUUUCUCUCUUUUUUUCUUUCUUUUUCCUUCCUUUUUUUUUUCUUUUUCUUUACAAUUUUCUUUUUCAAUUCCUCUUAG
This is a messenger RNA of Acanthosepion pharaonis, 1086 nucleotides long. The record is from the annotation of a GenBank genome assembly. Lineage: Eukaryota; Metazoa; Mollusca; Cephalopoda; Sepiida; Sepiidae.